Molecule: messenger RNA, 906 nt
Organism: Exophiala oligosperma
Lineage: Eukaryota; Fungi; Ascomycota; Eurotiomycetes; Chaetothyriales; Herpotrichiellaceae
Exons: 1
Coding region: 1-906 (301 amino acids)
Source: RefSeq, a predicted model, not a curated record
AUGGCACCCUCGGGCAGAGACUAUCACCAGUCUUCCCUGGACGACAACGAUGGCCACCACAAAAAACACUACUACCGCAGGGACAGAGACGAUGACCACCACCGUGACUUCUCUUUUCCCUCCUCAGGCUUCGCAGAUCCUCCUCUAUCAUGCCGUCCCAAACUCUUUUGCUGUGCCGUUGGUGAAUCCUCCAAGGAUCAUCUACCUCGCAGUUUCGUCAACCCUGGCCGACACCUUAUGAACCAACAACUCAAGACUUUCCUAGAGUGUGCCGAUGACGAUACCUACACCUUUCACAAAUGUGAUGUCUCUCACAUUGUCGAAGUCACCACCCGAGUGCUUUGUAACCACAACGAUCAGGUAGCAGCUACUUCUACCCUACCCUGCGGCAAUGGCAUUCACCAGGCUCCUCCUCCUUAUCCUCUACCAGAACAGUGGAAUCGGGAAGAAACACUACCGCACCCGUCGUUUCUUCUUCUUCUUCACCAUCUUCACAACAACGACAACGACAAACCAAAGCUCGACAACAUCACACCUCCGUUGGACUCAGUUGAAGAAGAGGACCGCAAGAUGAUCAUGGACAUGGAUCACCACCGGGAGGAAACUUUUGUGCCUUACAGUACCCACCAGAGUAUGUCCACUCGUUUCUUCAUCACACACAACAGCAGCAAUAGCUGGCAGGUCCCACCUCAUUCCCGACAGUACAGGGAUAACCAUCCGGACCCGAACAAUGGCAGGAUCGGAGUCGAAAAGUACAUGGAGAUACCACCGCUCAAGACAAUGCCCUACACUUCGGAAAGCGUUUCGGGAAACGGAGGUGGCGCGCGAGAAUGGAUCCCCUCGUGCAGCAUAUUGAUGUGGUGUAACAAGCACAACACCUUUUACGAGGUUCACAUUCUCUCUUAA